Messenger RNA from Drosophila miranda, 3772 nucleotides. RefSeq names its product glutamate receptor ionotropic, kainate 2 (gene KaiR1D). Gene Ontology annotation, molecular function: transmitter-gated monoatomic ion channel activity involved in regulation of postsynaptic membrane potential; glutamate-gated receptor activity. Bases 224 to 2800 code for a protein of 858 amino acids. The record is from RefSeq and is a predicted model, not a curated record. NCBI's taxonomy places the organism in Eukaryota, Metazoa, Arthropoda, Insecta, Diptera, Drosophilidae. Gene Ontology annotation, cellular component: postsynaptic membrane; plasma membrane. The transcript has 13 exons. Gene Ontology annotation, biological process: modulation of chemical synaptic transmission; synaptic transmission, glutamatergic; monoatomic ion transport.
GAUGUUCCAUCCUUGCAGGCAACGGUAGAGCGCAAGUCAGAAAAGAAAUACGGAAACAGCAGCAUCUGAGAGUAAAAGGAAAACAGAGCGGAAUUUGCCGCCUUGUGAAAUGGUUCUUUUAGGAGACAAAAGAUAACCGAGUGCUUUGAGGACAAGUGCCGGCAAUUUGGUGAAGUUAUUUAAUUAAUUGAAAUUGUAAACUGCGAGUGAAAGCAAUCCCAAAAUGCGACCGAGAGGCAGGGAAAACAGGCGAGUUCUGGUCCUGCCGUUGCUGCUCCUUCAAUUCAUCUGCAACUGCCGAGAGGCAGAGACUCUGCCAGAUAUCAUCAAGAUUGGUGGGCUCUUCCAUCCCUCCGACGACCACCAGGAGCUUGCCUUCCGCCAGGCCGUGGACCGCAUCAACGCCGACCGCUCCAUCCUGCCGCGCUCCAAGCUGGUGGCCCAGAUCGAGCGCAUCUCCCCCUUCGACAGCUUCCAUGCCGGCAAACGGGUUUGCGGUUUAUUGAACAUUGGUGUCGCUGCCAUAUUCGGACCACAAUCCUCGCAUACCGCCAGCCAUGUACAGAGCAUUUGUGACAACAUGGAAAUACCGCAUUUGGAGAAUCGCUGGGACUACCGACUGAGGCGGGAAAGCUGCCUGGUGAACCUUUAUCCGCAUCCUAAUACACUCUCAAAGGCUUAUGUGGAUAUUGUACGGCACUGGGGCUGGAAGACGUUCACCAUAAUCUACGAGAACAAUGACGGUAUCGUGCGACUGCAGGAGCUGCUUAAGGCACACGGUAUGACACCCUUUCCCAUUACGGUGCGCCAGCUAAGCGACAGCGGGGAUUACCGUCCCCUUCUUAAGCAAAUCAAGAACUCAGCCGAGGCCCACAUUGUCCUGGAUUGCUCCACGGAGCGCAUUCACGAGGUCCUCAAGCAGGCCCAGCAGAUUGGGAUGAUGAGCGACUACCACAGCUAUCUGGUUACAUCCCUGGACCUGCACACCGUGAACCUGGAUGAGUUUCGCUAUGGCGGGACCAACAUCACCGGAUUUCGGCUUAUCAACGAUAAGAUCGUCUCGGACGUGGUGCGUCAGUGGAGCAUCGAUGAGAAGGGCCUCCUGCGUUCGGCCAAUCUGACCACAGUACGUUCGGAGACGGCUCUGAUGUACGAUGCCGUGCAUCUGUUUGCCAAGGCGCUGCAUGACCUGGACACCUCGCAGCAGAUCGACAUUCAUCCGAUCAGCUGCGACGGCCAGAGCACCUGGCAGCACGGCUUUAGCCUCAUAAACUAUAUGAAGAUCGUCGAGAUGAAGGGCCUCACGAAUGUGAUCAAGUUCGAUCACCAGGGUUUCCGCACCGACUUCAUGCUGGACAUUGUGGAGCUUACGCCAGCGGGAAUCCGCAAGAUCGGCACCUGGAACUCCACGCUACCCGAUGGCAUCAACUUUACACGCACCUUCAGCCAGAAGCAGCAGGAGAUUGAGGCGAAUCUGAAGAACAAAACCCUAGUGGUGACCACCAUACUGAGCAAUCCGUAUUGCAUGCGCAAGGAGUCGGCUGUGCCGCUCAGUGGCAACGAUCAGUUCGAGGGCUAUGCUGUCGAUCUCAUCCAUGAGAUCUCCAAGUCCCUAGGUUUCAACUAUAAAAUACAACUGGUGCCCGACGGCAGCUAUGGAAGUCUGAAUAAAUUAACAGGGGAAUGGAAUGGCAUGAUACGAGACCUGCUGGAGCAGCGUGCCGAUCUGGCUAUAGCGGAUCUCACCAUCACCUUUGAGCGGGAACAAGCUGUGGACUUUACCACACCCUUCAUGAACCUGGGCGUAUCCAUCCUCUACCGCAAACCCAUCAAGCAGCCACCUAACUUGUUCUCCUUCCUGUCGCCCUUGUCGCUGGACGUUUGGAUCUACAUGGCAACAGCCUACUUAGGUGUCUCAGUGCUGCUCUUCAUUCUGGCCAAAUUCACACCCUACGAGUGGCCAGCCUACACCGAUGCCCAUGGCGAAAAGGUGGAGAGCCAGUUUACGCUGCUCAACUGCAUGUGGUUUGCCAUUGGAUCGCUGAUGCAACAAGGCUGCGACUUCCUGCCCAAGGCUCUAUCCACUCGUAUGGUGGCUGGCAUUUGGUGGUUCUUCACACUAAUUAUGAUCUCUUCGUAUACGGCCAACCUGGCUGCCUUUUUGACGGUCGAACGCAUGGAUUCGCCCAUCGAAAGUGCCGAGGACUUGGCCAAGCAGACGAGAAUCAAAUACGGUGCCCUCAAGGGCGGCAGCACAGCGGCUUUCUUUAGGGACUCAAAGAUCUCCACGUAUCAGCGCAUGUGGUCUUUCAUGGAAUCUGCACGUCCCUCCGUCUUCACAGCCAGCAAUGGCGAAGGUGUUGAUCGUGUGGCCAAGGGCAAAGGUUCCUAUGCAUUUCUGAUGGAGUCCACCUCCAUUGAAUAUGUUACCGAACGAAACUGCGAGCUGACGCAGGUCGGAGGCAUGUUGGACACCAAAAGCUAUGGCAUAGCCACCCCACCAAACUCACCUUACCGCACUGCCAUCAACAGUGUCAUACUCAAGCUUCAGGAGGAGGGAAAGCUGCACAUCCUGAAAACCAAGUGGUGGAAGGAGAAGCGCGGCGGUGGCAAGUGCCGUGUGGAAACCUCCAAGUCAUCAUCGGCGGCCAACGAACUGGGCCUGGCCAAUGUGGGCGGUGUGUUUGUGGUGCUAAUGGGCGGCAUGGGGGUGGCCUGUGUCAUAGCUGUCUGCGAGUUCGUGUGGAAGUCACGCAAGGUCGCCGUCGAGGAGCGUCUCAGUGCGAUUCUCAAUGAAUGAGAAAAGUCAUAAACCCGGGAUGAAUGGGUUUAAAGGAAAAAGGCGAGAUCGAGCAUGAUAUGUAUGGUAUGAGUGUGGUCGUGGAACUUCAAUCAAAAAUGCAAGUAAAAGGCGGAAGAUGUGCAAUCCAACCGAUUCUCUAGAGCAUAUAUCAAGAACAAUAGAUUAAAAAUAGCCCGUUGUCGCUAUCCCACGCAGUCGUAGUACUUAGAUAUUCGAUACGAUAUACAAUAUUUUUGGGAUUACAUAGUUUGUACGCUGCCCGUGUGUAAAUGGAGAGAUCUACACGCAGGAGCCACCAAUGAAAGUUUGCACUACGUUCAAAUUGUUCGACAAGUAGCGGGCGACCCGAGUCAAGAAAUAAAUAUACACUAAAACUGCAAACUUAGGAAAGAUAUAAUAUGUAUAUUAAUUCGUAUAUAUAUUUAUACAGGUUAUACUUAUACUCCCUUUCGUAACUUACUCGUAAUAAUCAUAUACAUAAACUAUACACUAAAGGAACCACAACAACGCAACAACGCAACAACUUACAACAAAUCGAAAUCGAAUCGUAUUGCAUUUAUAUUUGAAAGCAUUUUUGGGAAUUGACCUAUAGAAGUAAUUGUAGCUAAAUUAUACGAGUACGAGUAUAUAAACAUGAAAGAUAUAUACAAACCCAUAAUCCAGACGACAAGAUCAGCGUGUUCGAGUAUCCCUAAGAUAUCUGGACACAGUUUACACAUAAAAAGAACAAAAAUUCCGAUAUUUUCAACGGACAACUAGCCAGUAGACCUCUCGCCUAAGUGUAACUGUAACUCUUAGCUUAGACAUACAAUCCCCAAUCCCCCCAAUCUAUUACCCCUCCAACUGCCCCUCAUCCUAAGACAUAAGAUUGUAAAAUGUAAUUAUCGCGCAUACAGGCAAUUCUGACAAACAAUUUCAUAAAAUUACUUAUAAUUAAAUAAAGCAAGUUAACAAAAACAUCACCAAAAA